Lymnaea stagnalis (great pond snail) is the source of this 5973-nucleotide messenger RNA. NCBI's taxonomy places the organism in Eukaryota, Metazoa, Mollusca, Gastropoda, Lymnaeidae. The record is from the annotation of a GenBank genome assembly.
GUCUCUGCUGAUGGCGUCUUUAAUUUUAAACACGUCAUUUCACAGAAUUCAAUGUAAUAGGCUACUGGCUACUGACUUUAAUAAUAAUAAUAAUAACAUUAGCAAACAUGCUUAUACUUAUCUGAGUUAUCAGACAUCAUAAUCAGAUUAUUACUAUUACUUAAGUAUUACUAGUCUAUACUUAAUUAUUAAUAAUUAUAGUGAGUAUACCUUAUAGUGAGUAUAACUUAUAGUAUAUAUAAUUAUAAUAUAAUACUACGUAGUUUAUUUUAGAAGUAGUAGUAGUAGGCCUAAUAAUAACUAAUCAUUAAAUCAUGGCAAUUAAGUCGUCAAUUACGUUACUUAUAUUAUACUUUGAAUGUUACUGUGCAGGUUUCGCAGGCUAUAUUUUUAAUUUAACAUCAAUAAUCUAGGCUGGAUGUUUAUUAUGUAAAAAUUUAUUUAAAAUCAUGAAAUUAAAAAAAAAAAAGUUUUUGUCUUUACAUGUCUUUACUUUACUAUUAGCUUGGCCGAAUCAUCAACAUUUUUAUUUUGUCUUUUUUAAUAACUUAAAUAACUUAAAGCAGUAGUCAGUAAAAGGGUGUAAAUGUUUUUUUUUUAAUAACUUAAAGCAGUGGUCAUUACAAUGGGGUAAAUGACCCAAGCCCAAAUGAUUUAUGAAGUAAAAGUGGAAUUCUUGGGGUUGAUGGGGGAUCAAUAAAAAUAAAUAUAAAAUUAUAAUUAAAAGUGUGUGUGUUUUUAAAACAAAAUAAUUUAGUUCUGGCACAAGUCAUUAUGGCACAGUCACCUAUUUUAUUUAUGCCCAGUGGCAUCACUAGAGUUGUUCCUGCUGAGGUAAACUCAUGGUGUUAACCCAUUCAGACUUCUUCAUUGACCUCCUUCCAGUCGGCCUGAUUUUACCACCUGUUCCAGUGGUACUCUACUCGGACAGGUGGCACCCUACUCUGACAGGUUGCACCCUGCUCUUGUCUUUUAUAUGUGUUAUGAAACUGAUUUGAUUGAGCUCUGUCAAAUUUACUAUUUUUCAUUUUGUGUCAUCUCCCUGUAAGGGCGUCAUUCCUCUGUGAGUCUAGUGAGGGUUUCAUCACCCUGUGAUGUUGUCCUGGGUGCGGUCAGCACACUAGUAACGUUACUGCUUAUGCUCAAAAACAUCAUGAGAUACAAAGAUUUUCUAAAGAUCCCAUAUUUGAUGUCACUGUAUCAGAAUGAAAAACCAUUUAUACAAAAUUUUAAAAAGUGAACAUAUUUUCAAAGAAAUCCUUUUGUGCCAUAAUGAGGAUUUUAUUAAUUUAUUUUUUUCUAAUUAUUUUGUAAUUUAAUACUUUUUUAUUGUAUUCUCCAUAUAAAUAUUUCAAUAAAACCAAUUUGAAUUUAAAUAUUCUUUCCCUUGUUUUAUUUUCUUGUAGAUUCCAAACUUUUACUAACUGAAAGUAAUAUUAGUAAAAUGUGGCACUUAGACAUAUGGUGAUUACCAGUGCUUUUUUUGUAAAAAAAAUAGGUGCCGGUACUCAGUGAUGGAUUGCCUAACUUUUAACAACCAGUUCGCACCUUGAUGCAAGAUAAAUCGCAACUGCAAUAUUAAAACAAUUCAAUUUUAACAAAUUAAUAAUAUAAUAAAUUAAUAAUAAACGUUAAAAUACAAGAAAAGUAAUAAUUUUUUCCCCACAUUGAAAAAGGUGCCGGUACGCCGUACCGGUGCGUACCGGCACAAAAAAAGCACUGGCGAUUACCAUGUACCAAGGGUACCUAAAAAGGUUUGGAUGGUCUUCACAAAGUUGUUCACUGGAAAAAUGCUGUCAACCAAUUUUGUCACAAGAUGUUACAGAUAAACAACAUAUAUCUCUAAAUCCAUGCCAACAUUCCAGUGCCGGAUUGACUUAUAUGCCAAAUAAGCCUCACAAUCAGCCGACUAUAUAUUUAAAAUUGUUCUUUGACCAGCUGAAUUAAUUUAAAUUAGUAGGGGGGGCCUCUGGUCUUUAUAUAGCUCAGGGCCUCAGCAGGUCUAAAAAAUCCGGCCCUGCAACCAUCUGUAAAUUCACGGACAGUCCGUUACAAUUUAAAAAUAAAAUAACUUGCCUUUAAAGACUUUAUGAUGCCCGUAAAAAAUAAAAUAGAGACAUAUUCAAAAUGGCUUAGCUUUACAUUUUAAUAAUCAUAAACAGGAGAAAUGAAACAUUUGUAAAAAUUAAGAUUAAAAAUAUUUUUCAGUAAAUUUGAGUUGGCAGCUCUGAAAUGACAUGCCCUUAGAGAAGGAAAGAAAAUAAUAGAGAGUACAGGGGGCAGGCGUGGGUGGAUAAAGGGGAGUAAGAGUUUGGUUGAGAAUACAUAAUAUUAAUUUUAGUGUAAGAAAUAACUGUGGAUAAUUUUUUAUUUUUUUAUUUUUUUAUAGGUAUGAUGGGUAUACCUUCUUUGUAGACUAUAGCUGGGGGGAGAUAUCAGUUUUAAAUGUCUCUCAGACUAACUUAUCUUUAUUUUCAAAACAGGUUGAUACAACACAAGCACCAUGUUGACAGACUUUGAAAUAGCUUUACAACUGCAGUGGGAUGAAGAUGAUGAAAUGCACGUCAAUAGUGAGGUUAUUGCUAGACUUUUAAAAGAGCAAGAAACUGAAAUGUUAAAUACAGCUACUAAUGAAGAGAUUGCUAUAUUGAUGCAGCAGGAUGAAGUGAAGGCCGCCAAUGAUAUGGUUAGGAGCCACCAGCUAGCAUGGCAACUGCAAGAGGAACAAGCCCCUCCACAGUCAUCAAGCAAUGAAAUCUGGCCAGGGGCAAAUUCAGCCGUUUACCAGGAUGUAACCAGAUGCCAUCAGAUGUCUCAUGAAUUGGCAUUCAAUCUGUUUAAUCCUCAAAAUGUAAGUUUGUUACAUUAUUAUUAGCUAUUAUGUUUUUAAUGGUUUGAAUAUUAGGUAUUCAGUAAUAUUGCCAACCGCAUUGCUUGCUCAUCUCCAUGUUGUCUUUAUGGAAGGUGAUGGGUUGUGCUCAUUCUGAGCCCUAUAAUUCUGUGGGUAAGCCCUUUUCUCCUAAGUUUUUGUGGCCACCAAGAUAUAUUCCCCUGGGGGAUCAUAUGGCCCACACAGAAAAACAACUAGCUGGGAGAUUUCAAUUUUAAAAAUAUUCUUUCAGAUACAGGUGGAAACAGUAUAUGCCACAAGUAACCAUGCACAUGCAGAAGCAUUGAGGAAGCAGAUGGAAAGAUCAGACGAGGCCAACAGUGAUGCCAUAGCCAAACUGAUCCAGCAGGAGGAAGCAGAAAUUGCAGAAGCAAGAAGUCUUACCCUGGCACUGCAGCUCCAUGAAGAAGAGCUCAGAAGAAGACCAACAAAUGACAGAGAGAGAUCCACUGCACCCCCCCACCCUUACGGGAGAAGACCUAUUCACCAGCACCGCGUUCCCACAUCACAGGUGCUUAUCUCAAUUAUUUGAUUGUAAAAUAACCGGUUCUUUAUUAUUUUUCAUAUGAUUGCUUUGACGUGAUUGCUAACAUUCGUGAAAUAUUUGCUUUAAAUAUAUAAAAGGUUACACCCCCCCCCCCCACAAAGUCAUCACUAAAUGUUAGACUCCCUGCUCCCCCUUUUUUAAAUAUCAUUUAAGAAACCUUUGCUCUACAACUGCCAAAAAAAAUUUCGAUUCACCUAAAUUUCAAAGUUCUUUCAUUGUCAUCAAAGUAAAUUGUGAAAUUAAUAACUGGGCUGUUGUCAUAUUGUAAAUUAAAUGUGCUUCUGUUUCCUAUCCAAUAUCACUCUGUCCACUCCUGCCCUGUCCACUAUUGCCCUAUCCAGUACUGCCCUGUCCACUACUGCCCUGUCCACUACUGCCCUGUCCACUACUGCCCUGUCCACUACUGCCCUUUCCACUACUGCCCUGUCCACUACUGCCCUAUCCACUACUGCCCUAUCCACUACUGCCCUGUCCACUACUGCCCUGUCCACUACUGCCCUGUCCACUACUGCCCUGUCCACUACUGCCCUAUCCACUACUGCCCUGUCCACUGCUGCCCUGUCCACUACUGCCCUAUCCACUACUGCCCUGUCCACUGCUGCCCUGUCCACUACUGCCCUAUCCACUACUGCCUUUUCCACUACUGCCUUAACCAUUUUUCAUUUUCAAGCUCUUAAAGAUUCCUAUCCCAUGGACAGGCCUAUUGGAUUACUGCGUCUGUGUCCGAAACAUUUCUCUCUUCAUCAUUGUGUCCCAAACUGCGCGCCAUAGUGUCCUGUGGCUCCCUCAUAAGGGUGCUGUAUUAUUUGAAAAAAGAAAAUCAUAUAAAAAUUUGCCAUUUCGCUGUGCACUUGACGCUAGGCGCCAUGGGGGGGGGGGGUGGGGGAACCCGGAUGUGACAAGAGCACCUUGACUCUAAAUAGUUUGGGAACUUCUGCCCUAGAACAUUUCUAAGUUCAUUUUUUUUUUCUACUAGGCGCCAUGGGGGGGGGGGGUGGGGGAACCCGGAUGUGACAAGAGCACCUUGACUCUAAAUAGUUUUGGAACUUCUGCCCUAGAACAUUUCUAAGAUCAUAUUUUUUUUCUUUCCCACUUUAUUAUGGGGCCUUUUUCUUCUUCCCUGUCACCUACGUUUUCACCAUAAUUUAUCCAGCCUGGCAAUGGUCACUGCCCAUUUGUCCAUUGCCCUCAGAUCCAUCCCAUAAAUUGAUCUUCAGAGACAGGUGGUCAGUUACUUACUAGUGAAGGGCUACCACCAGCUCUCCACAGUACUAGUUCACUCAACGCUAAUGAUGGUGAAAACAUUGAAUCAAAUAGAAUUAAAAAUCCAUAACCCAAAAGGAGUGAAAAUUUACAAUUGAAAUUGGUUAAAAUAAAUUAUGAUAAAAAUUACUGUAAUUCAGUGCAAUUUUUUUCAAUUAAGCUUCCCUCUUUUAUGUCACUUUGCUGAGCUCCUCUGCCCCCUCUCAAAAUUUUUCAUCAUUUAUGGGUGUCCCCUUGGCUAACUCAUUUGAAAUGAUAGCUUUCUCCCUGCUAAUAUUUGUAAAAUGAUUGAUUCGUCAAAUGUUAUAUUUGUCAGCUUACAUUUUCCAUAUGAUGUAAUGCUGUUAGCUUAAGGGAAAUUAAACACCGCUGUAUUUUUUUUAAAGCUUACAUUUUCUUGAGAUUAUGCUAUGCAUUUGAAACUUUAAGAUUUGUUUUGGUAAGCAUUUGGUAUCAAGGCCAUUGGUUACAAAGUUGUUUUUAACAAUUAUAAUAACAAUGUCUCUUAAUAUUAUUUGACAGAAUUCUAAUAAUGGCACAAGAUCAUCAUCAUCAAGAUCCUUGGGGUUCCCUGCAGGAGGUUUUCCCCCCAGAAUGAGGCUGUUGGUGUCAGAAUUUAAUCAAGGCCAUUUUGUCAAUAAUAUCAGUAAUGGGGAAUGUAAGAUUUUUAUAAUUUUUGUCAAAACUUGAGGCUGAGAGAAAUAGCAACUUUCACUGAAAAUUUGGUUCUGAGAGCACUUUCCUAGAAAAGUUGGCCCUGAGAGCAAACUUUCAUAGCAAAAAUGACUCUGAGAGCAAGUGUAACUUUCCUUGGAAAAUUGAUUCUAAUGAGAGCAAGUUUAAAUUUCCUUGAAAAAUUGAUUCUAAUGAGAGCAAUUGUAACUUUCACUGAAAAAUUGAUUCUAAUGAGAGCAAUUGUAACUUUCACUGAAAAAUUUAUUCUAAUGAGAGCAUUUGUAAUUUUCACUGAAAAAUUGAUUCUAAUGAGAGCUAUUGUAACUUUCAAAGAAAAAUUGGCCCAUAAAGAAAUUGCAACUUUCAUUAAAAAAUAUGCCUCUGAGAGCAAUUGUAAAUUUCUUGUAAAAAAUGACAGUGCGAGCAAUUGUAACUUUCAUUGAAAAAAAAAAAUGUGUUAAAAUUUUUUUUUAAAAUUUAAAUAUUUUGUUUAUAGCAUUACUCAACUUAAUUAUUUAAACUAUUUUCAGCAUUCUUUCAAGGUAUAUCCCCUGGAGUAGCUGGCUUGAUGGUAACAGUUUAUUUUAUUCAUUAUUAA